This is a messenger RNA of Rhizopus microsporus ATCC 52813, 870 nucleotides long. RefSeq lists its product as uncharacterized. Gene Ontology annotation, biological process: translation. Gene Ontology annotation, molecular function: structural constituent of ribosome; RNA binding. Lineage: Eukaryota; Fungi; Mucoromycota; Mucoromycetes; Mucorales; Rhizopodaceae. Bases 1 to 870 code for a protein of 289 amino acids. The record is from RefSeq and is a predicted model, not a curated record. The transcript has 2 exons. Gene Ontology annotation, cellular component: ribosome; mitochondrial small ribosomal subunit.
AUGGCCAACAUUGUCAGCAGAGGAGCCUUUCGUCUUUUACCAGCAUGUAGAAUAUUACCCGUGGUAGCUCAACGGUUUGCCAGCACUGCAACUGUAACAACAGGACGAUUCCUUGGACAGAGCGACAAGACAGACGAUAUCUUAAAAUUCCGAGAGAAGCCCGAAUCUUUAUCUUACUUUACUGGUAAUUACAAAUACAACGAUUUGUUGAUCGAUUUGGAUGCUCUUCAUAAGCAAUUUAAGGAUUGGAAGCCCACCGAAACUGGAGAAGAACAAGUGUAUGCCUGGAAACUGCGUGACAAGAUGUCACAGUUACUGAGUAUUCCGUUAACCACCUCUCAAUGGCGAAAGAUCACCAUUCACCUCGAUGCUUUGGCUUCUUUGCCUAAACCUUUACCUCCCGCCGUUGCCAAAGUGCUGGAACCCUAUCAGAGAGAACAGACAACACAGCAAAAGGAGACCAAGAUACGCACUUUGGACGAAUAUGGCCGUGCUUAUGCUGUCGGUCGCAGAAAGGAAUCGAGUGCCAGUUGCUAUCUCGUUGAAGGAGAAGGAAAGAUCUUGGUGAAUGGCAUGGAAUUGCACGAGUAUUUCCAGCGACCUGUCGAUAGAGAUGAAGUUACUUUGCCAUUAGAAGUCACUGAAAGUAUAGGUAAAUAUAAUGCUUGGGUUCUUGUCAGAGGAGGCGGAAGUACAGGUCAAGCACAGGCCAUCAAAUUAGGUCUCGGCAGAGCUUUAUUGAUUCAUAACAGUGAAUUAAAGCCGACGUUGCGUAAAGCUGGAUGUAUCACUCGUGAUCCUAGAGUGGUCGAACGUAAGAAGGAAGGUCAAAGAAAGGCUCGUGCCAAAUAUACUUGGGUCAAGCGUUAA